AUGAUGCAAGAGCUUUUCAAGCAAAUCGGCGUCACUCACAUUUAUUCGAUCCCAUACCAUCCACAAACCAAUGGCCAAAUUGAGCGUUUUAAUUCAACAAUGGAUGCCAAAAUUGCCACCCUUUGCAACGACAGUAAAACCGACUGGGAUGAUCAAUUACCAGUCGUAAUCUUCAGCUAUAAUACGUCGAUACAUGCCAUCACAAAACAAGUUCCGUUUGAAAUGAUGUUUGGCCGAUCGCCGGUUCUACCAUUCGAUCAUCAGGAUCCAAACGUCGUGCUCUCACAAGAUCCGGAGUACUUAUCAAAACUAAACUUAUUUUUAUCGUCUUCAACAGCUCAAGCAAGACAAAAUAUAAUCAAAAAUCAACAGCAGUAUAAAAAGCGUUAUGAUAUUAAUCGUUCAAAUCCAAAAUAUGCGAUCAACGAUCUCGUCCUCGUUAAAACAUUAAACCCACGUCACAAAUUUGAUAUUCGUUAUGAAGGUCCCUUUAGAAUCAUCCAACAGUUAGCUUCAAAAACCUUCAUCGUCGAACAUGUCAAGAAGCUACCAUUGCGUCGACAAGUGACGGUCGACGUUCUAAUUCCGUUAUUUGAAAGAAGAAAUUAA
This is a messenger RNA of Didymodactylos carnosus, 609 nucleotides long. The record is from the annotation of a GenBank genome assembly. Lineage: Eukaryota; Metazoa; Rotifera; Eurotatoria; Philodinida; Philodinidae.